Messenger RNA from Aethina tumida (small hive beetle), 1092 nucleotides. RefSeq lists its product as uncharacterized. Bases 152 to 847 code for a protein of 231 amino acids. The record is from RefSeq and is a predicted model, not a curated record. The transcript has 4 exons. NCBI's taxonomy places the organism in Eukaryota, Metazoa, Arthropoda, Insecta, Coleoptera, Nitidulidae.
AAAUCUUAUGACGUCGGGACGCAAUCUUUCAAAGACACUGAAGGAGACUCAGUUCCCUAACGAGUAGGCACUUGUAGAUCUUCUCCGGUGAUUGUUAAUGGAAAGCCUUGUCAGUGCGGCGUGAUUUACUUGUGUUAUAAAGUUUAGUGAAAUGAUAGCCGGUUAUACAACAUUUUUGAUUUUCGUACUCGGUUUUGUAAUCUGUGCAGGCGGAUUUCCUACCACCGUUGUUCAACUUAACGGUGAGACCGUUAUGGAAGCUACCUAUGGGGAUGAUGUAGUCAUCACGUGCAGGAGCAAUGAUGAUGAUCACAAUUUUUUGUACUGGAAUCUUCUCGAUAAAAACAUUAUUAUUAGUGCUACAAAUGAGUAUGAUAGGGGCAAGUUUAAAUUUGGAAUUUUGUCCGGGAAUUUAACGGUUAGGAGCGUGGAUAAGGACGAUGAAGGACUCUACAUAUGUGUUUCCAGUGGUAUUCGAAAGGAUGACUUCAACAUUCAACGAACGAGAUUAGUGGUACAGAAAGAAUGGGAAGAAGUCUACGAACAUGAUUCAUCUGUAAAUUUUUACAGGAUAAUCAUAGUGAUUGCGGUUUUGGCAAUUUUGGCAAUGGGGGCGUAUAUGUUGUACAGAAUGUGGAGGGACAGAUAUCAUUACCCUAAUUAUUUAGAGGAAGUGGAUGAAGAUGAUGAAGACAGCGGUGAAGAAAUUUAUAGAGCUGGUCCAUCGGGCACUUCCGGAUCGUCGUCGUCCAAAAAUGGAAAUAUAGUUAAAGAAAACGUACAAUUCGAAAAUCCCAACAUAAGUACGGAUUUCAGUAGUAUCUUGGACACAGUGAACAGUAAAUAAAAUGGGGUGGAAACAUUGGGGUGUAAUAUCCACGUAUACUAGAGUAUUAUCUUUUGUAUUUGAUAUUAGUACUGUACUAGAGUUUUGAUACAAUAUGUUCCUUAAAAAUGUAGUCUGAAACGCUUAGAAUUAUUUAUUAUUUUGUUUUAUUGCUAGAUUUAAUUAAAGAAAAUACUCAAUUUUCGUUAAUUAUUAAACUAAAUUAUUUUUGUUUUUAUAAAAAUAAAAUAUAUUUUCUAUAAUCA